ACCUACUAGUAGCUAAGGCUUGAACAAUGUCCAAACCAAACUUUUUGCAUAACACACUAGUAGAGUCUGAUUUGUUGACUGCAUCAUCUUGUAUCUGCGAACAAACAAUCUUUUUAAAAUUAUUUUCACUGCGACUAAAAUUUUAUAAAUUUAAUACUAGAAGUUAAACAAAAAUGGAUCAAAAUAGGACGAAUUCGCUCGCUGUCGACUGAAGAUGGCCGAAAGUUAUUCCCCGACAUGUAUUCUCAGUGGAGGCGAGACAAACAUGUGCCCUCGAAGGACGGGAAGGUGCGUCGCGGCGCCGGCGCGACUCGGAGGGCGCCCAAGGAGCCGGCAGUCGCGGAGCGGCCGCCGCAGGCCCUGUGCUCCAGCUCUUCCUCGUCCACGAUAGGCAGCAUCUCGCACUUCGAGGUCAAGAUGAAGAAGCUGAAGAGGAAGAGCAGCCGCACGGGGGAGUCCCAGCGGGGGGACAGCAAAGAAGACGUGCUGGAGCAGAGGUUCCCCGGGUUGUCGCUGGGGGGAACCGCGGACAAGAAGAACAACCCCCCGCCGCGACCGAGGGUGCGCGAAGGCCGCGGCGAGCACCUCGCGAGACGCGACCAGGCGAGGGACCCGCAACAUGAGGAGGAGGUGGUUCGCAGCAGGGCCGAGCCCCCGUCGCGGAUAUCCAGGACGGCGUCCCAGGCGUCUCGGACGACGACGACGACGACGGCGACGACGGCGCACGAGCCCGGCGGCGUGUCGCAGUUCGACCCGUACCGCGUCUCCCCCGGUCCGGCGGUGUACAGCCUGCCCUCGUACCUGGGGCGCCGGGUGCCUCACAAGCGGGUGGCCGGCGCGGCAGUCAUCCUGGGGCGCGGGAACCCGGGGCUCGGCCAGAGCAGGGACUCGCCCGGGCCCUGCUACUCGCCCGUCUCGCUCGACGUCUACAAGAAGAAGCAGCCCCAGUACUCCAUCUCGCCCAAGGACUCGGUGGACCGCGACUCGACCAGCUCGCCGGGCCCCGGGGCGUACAGCCCGCAGCUGGCCGGCGGCGGCUACCGCAGCAAGGGGGUGUCCUUCGGCAGGAAGCACUCCAUCUACCGCAAGAACCUCUACACCAGCGACGACCUCCUGUAGCCCGGCGCGCGCCAACGGGAAGCUGCCGUCACUAUCGAUCAACCAACUGCAGCGUUUGUCAAAUUAAGCAGUGAUGUCCAGUUUUGUGUUGAUGUAUAUUUUUUUUUAAUAUUGGUAACAUUUACAGUUUUACGUCGAAAAAAAUUUUUUUUUUCUUCAUACCAAACGGUAGUUAUUUAAACUUUUUCCUAACCUCAUAUGCUUCCGUCUAAGAUAUUACGGUAUGGAGUCAAUUUCCGGCUCUGAUCUUUCGCUCGCUGAACCUCAGACAAGUACCUCCUACCCCCCCCCCCCCCUCUCCGCGGAAGAACUCCGCCCUGAUCCUCUAAGCCAGGGGUCGCCACACUUUCGAACGAGAUCGGCCGCCUCAUGUAUUUUCUCUGCAUCCACAUGGAAUUUUAAGAUGAUAACAAAACGAGAUAAAAUCAAAUUAUUCUAUUCACAAACUCGAUAUAAAGUCUUAAAAAUAAAGACUACUUAGAAAAAGAUGUAAAUGUGAAAAAUAUUGUAAUCGUUAGUAGAGCUCUAGUGUACAAAACAAGAAAACCUAAAUCAUUUAAAUUAAUUAUUAAAGUAAAAAUAUCACCUGGGCUUUGUAAAAAUUUAUCGCUUAGUUGUAAAGGUAAACGUUGCAUCGCUUUCGAAAGCUCAGCUAUAUCUGGCGAAUGAACACGAAUUUUCAAUUUCAGACGUGACUGUAAAUUGCACAGCCCGUAAAAUCGUGUGGAAAGAGCCGCAGUCUGUCGACCCCGGCUCCAUCGUGAGCUCUACCAACAUAUUUUUAACAGAGUUGAGGGUCAGAGGUGCGGAGAGAACAUGCACAAGGGUGUAGCUGGGUGGACCCCUGGGCCCAGCCCUGUUUAUUUUUAAAUGUUUAACUAUUAUAAUUUUUUACAAACUAAAAAAAAA
This is a messenger RNA of Bacillus rossius redtenbacheri, 2028 nucleotides long. RefSeq lists its product as uncharacterized. Bases 238 to 1119 code for a protein of 293 amino acids. The transcript has 2 exons. The record is from RefSeq and is a predicted model, not a curated record. Lineage: Eukaryota; Metazoa; Arthropoda; Insecta; Phasmatodea; Bacillidae.